Messenger RNA from Staurois parvus, 512 nucleotides. Lineage: Eukaryota; Metazoa; Chordata; Amphibia; Anura; Ranidae. The record is from the annotation of a GenBank genome assembly.
CGGAUAUAGUGAAAUGCGGGGUGUCGGGACGCAGAGCGGAUAUAGGUGGAAAUGCGGGGUCCGGGGUGAGAGCGGAUAUGGUGAAUGCGGGGUUCCGGGGGGGGAGCGAAAAUUUUUUGUGGGAAAGCGGGGGUUUCCCGGGGGGAGGGGGGUUUCGGUGAAUUUGGGGGGCCGGGGUGAGGGCGGGUUUUUUAAAGUGAAUGCGGGGUCCCGGGGAGAGGGAUUUUAGUGAAAAGCGGGGUUUCCCGGGGGAGCGGUAUAGGAAUCGGGGGGCCGGGGAGGCGGAAAAUAGUUAAUGCGGGGUUUUGGGGAAAAGCGGAUAUAGUGGGAAAGGGGGGUCCGGGGGGGGGGCGGGUUUUAGUGAAUGCGGGGGUCCCGGGGGGAGGGGAAUGUGAAUUCGGGGGCCGGGGAGAGGGGGGUUUUAGUGAAUGCGGGGGGGCCGGGGGAGGGAUACGGUGAAUGCGGGUUUUCCCGGGGGGGAGAGCGGAUACAGUGAAUGCAGGGUCUGGGGA